This is a messenger RNA of Arachis ipaensis, 450 nucleotides long. RefSeq names its product serine/threonine-protein phosphatase 7 long form homolog. NCBI's taxonomy places the organism in Eukaryota, Viridiplantae, Streptophyta, Magnoliopsida, Fabales, Fabaceae. Gene Ontology annotation, biological process: meristem maintenance; meristem development. The record is from RefSeq and is a predicted model, not a curated record.
AUGUGGUUUUGCUACUGGUUUGUUAUAUUGGUUUUGCAUGUAGAUUCUCCACAGCGAUGCAUCAGGAGCAUGCAGCGGCAGCAGGGCAUGCGACUCGAUGAGCGGUAUGUUCUGUACUUGCAGAUGACCGGAUUAUACCAUCUUGCGAGGCUGAACUAUAGAUGGUUCUGGUUAGAUGAGCCCCUUGUUAGUGCCUUCGUCGAGCGGUGGCGUCUGGAGACGCACACCUUCCAUAUGCCGUUCGGAAAGUGCACGAUCACACUUCAGGACGUGGCGUACCAGUUGGGGUUGCCAGUGGACGGACGUUAUAUCAGUGGUUGCCUUACAGAUUUCCAGAUAUACAUCCAGGGUGGCCGUCCAGCUUGGGUGUGGUUCCAGGAGUUGCUUGGAGUGAUUCCUCCUCCGAGCCAGGUUCAGAAGUUCGCAGUUAACUGCACCUGGUUCCAGUAG